Sesamum indicum (sesame) is the source of this 2111-nucleotide messenger RNA. RefSeq names its product putative protein phosphatase 2C 68. Lineage: Eukaryota; Viridiplantae; Streptophyta; Magnoliopsida; Lamiales; Pedaliaceae. The record is from RefSeq and is a predicted model, not a curated record. Gene Ontology annotation, biological process: protein dephosphorylation. Gene Ontology annotation, molecular function: protein serine/threonine phosphatase activity; cation binding.
CUUUGAUCGUACUCAUCGUCAACUUUUCCCUUUCUCUCUUCAACGACUCUCUCUCUCUCUCUCUCUGCAACUUCACACUUUCUCUCUCUCCCCCUUCUGGUUCAAGAACUUGGGGUUUUAUUUCUUUCUUGGCAUAUAUUCUCCUUCUUUGCCGUAUAGAAAAAGUUGUUGUGUUUUUGGUUUAGAACUUGAUAGCCCACGUACAAUUUGGUCAGGUUUCUGCUGUUUUUUUCUUUUUUCCCUUCUUUUCCGCAUUACAUGCUUCUCGAAUCAUUUUGAAAGAAAUUUGGUCUUUGUGUGGUACUAUCAGCCUGCAUUCAUCAGUUCUUUCUUGGGGUCUUGAUGUGUCUCUGACUCUGUCUCAGGAUAUUUGCUGGUUAUAGUUAUUGGGAAAGAAUCUGGUAAAUCUUUUCUUGGAGUCCGUGCAUCUAAAUUGUCUCGAAAUUUUAGAGUUCUAUGCAGUUUUCUCUUAAUUGAUGAUUUAGCAGAAAUAUUUUGCCGCUGUAUGUAGAAGUCCUGACCAUCUUAUUUGUUUCGUUGAAUUUAUUGUAAUAAAUGCUUGGUUCGUUGUGGAUUAAUUCUCUGGAAGACUUCAUCAACCUCAGAACCUUUAAUUGCACUGCUUUAGAAGGAAAUGAGGGAUGUUCUCUUGGUUGGGAAGAACAGCGUCUUCAUGUUUGAGCCCCUUGAGUCAAUAUGCCCGUAUGAACAAGGAUGAUGAAGAGGAUUUGGGAGGAGAGAACGAUGCACUUCUCUGGUCCAAAGACCUUGAAAAGCAUUCCCAUGGUGAAUUCUCAUUUGCAGUGGUACAGGCAAAUGCUGUCCUUGAGGAUCAGAGCCAGGUUGAGACUGGUAGACAUGCCACCUUUGUUGGGGUGUAUGAUGGCCACGGUGGCCCAGAUGCUUCAAGAUACAUCUCCGAUCACCUCUUUGGUCAUUUACUCAGACUUGCUCGAGAAAAAGGAGCAAUGUCUGAAGAUGUACUCAGGACUGCAUUUUCUGAGACAGAAAAUGGUUUUCUUACUCUUGUUAGAAGAGCCUAUGCAAUUAGACCAGUAAUUGCAGCAACUGGAUCUUGUUGUCUAGUUGGAGUUAUCUGGAAAAAAACAUUAUAUGUUGCCAACGUGGGCGAUUCUAGAGCAGUAAUGGGUUAUUUAGACAGGUCAAAUCAAAUUGUUGCGGAGCAGCUUACCAGAGAUCACAAUGUCAGUAUGGAGGAGGUUAGAAAAGAACUAAGGAACUUACAUCCUGAAGAUUCAGAAAUCGUUGUAAUGAAGCAAGGGGUUUGGCGCAUCAAGGGCAUCAUACAGGUAUCCAGAUCUAUUGGUGAUGCUUAUCUGAAGAGGCCAGAAUUCUCUCUUGACCCAUCUUUUCCGAGAUUUCACCUCCCUGAACCCCUUCAUCGACCGGUUUUAAGAGCUGAUCCGACGAUAGUGACUAGAGAUUUACAACCAAAUUACAAAUUUCUCAUUUUUGCAUCGGAUGGUCUAUGGGAAUACUUGACUAAUCAGGAGGCCGUUGAGCUUGUCUACAAUAGCCCAAGAGUGGGUAUAGCUAGAAGACUUCUCAUAUGGGCUAUGGAAAAGGCAGCCAAGACAAGGCAGAUGCCGUAUAGCGAAAUAAAGAAACUUGAUCAGGGGGUGAGGAGACACGUUCAUGAUGAUAUUACCAUUGUCAUCAUCUUCAUAGACCAUGAAAUGUUGGAUAGUAAGACCUCCAUACCUGAACUCUCGGUACGAGGAUUUGUAGAUACCGUCGGACCAUCAAAUUUUAACUUUCCAUAAGGGGGAAUACCAAGUCUGAACUAAAAGGUUUUGCUAGUUGAAUCCAAGCAUAUUAGCAAGAUGAUCACUUUGUAUAAAUCUCCUAAUAAGACAGACUGCUUGUAGUUGCUUCUUGGUGUGUUUAGUUUCUGAUUUUGAUUUCUUGAAGAGAUCAUUUCCAGCUUAUUAAGCUCCGAAGAUUGAUUGUUGCUCUUCUGGUGCACUUGUGCUUAGGUUUACAUCCUUAUCAUUAUUGUUUCUUCCUUUCAGAUAUUGUUUUCAUGGUUGUAGCAUGAAUCUUUGUCUUUGAGAAGAAUGGUUAAAGGUUGUAGCAUUUGUCCUGACAAA